Argiope bruennichi is the source of this 4473-nucleotide messenger RNA. Its product is annotated as MOG interacting and ectopic P-granules protein 1-like. Gene Ontology annotation, biological process: regulation of gene expression. Bases 271 to 3435 code for a protein of 1054 amino acids. NCBI's taxonomy places the organism in Eukaryota, Metazoa, Arthropoda, Arachnida, Araneae, Araneidae. Gene Ontology annotation, cellular component: nucleus. The transcript is spliced from 3 exons. The record is from RefSeq and is a predicted model, not a curated record.
AUCGGUUUUCUGGAUCUUGAUUGGUGAAAAUCGGGUUCGUGACGUGGCGAGUUUAGCGAUUUCCUAUUCGUUUGGAGAAUUCAAUGUAAUUAGAAGACGAUAUUGAAGAAAAAAAAUAUGGUCACGUGAUGUUAAAGCGCCAUGUUGGUACUAACGACGAAAGUUUGUGGCAGGGUUAUUUAAAUAUGAAUUCGCCGGUACCUAGUGACAUAUUCAAAUAUAUUAUUGUGUUUCUAUAUAAUUUUUAAGGAUUACCAUAGAGUCUAGGCCAUGAGCUGUGUAGAUUCAGAAGGAAAAGUGUCUGAAACUGAUAUAGGAAAAAAUUGUAGUAAUGAAGAAGUUAAUAAAGGCAAGCCUUGUAUUGAUUUCCAACCUGAUGAAAGAUGGCAAAUCAAAGAAGAUGCUGAAAAUCAUGAAAAUGUGCCAAAUUCCAAAGUCAAUGAUAUUAACUGUUCGAAUGGGCGUAGAUCACAGAGACUUCGAAGUGCAAGAUCAAAGGAUUCGUCAAUUGUUAAUGGAGAAGCAGAAGGGUCAAAUUCAGAUAAUGAUGUAAUUAGAAAUACUAAUGAUGAAUCAAAUGUAUCUCUUACAGAUGCGUCUGACAAAGAGAAGAUGAAUAGUAAACGGAAGCAAUCUGAUAUUGAGGCAGAAUUAAAUAGUAUUCAGCAAUCUGAUAAUACUUCUAAAAAAAUGAAAUUGAAUGAGGCAGAAAGUACUGGUGAUAACGAAAAGUGUAAUGGAGAUACAAGUACUGAAAAUUGUGAUACAGCUGAUGUAACAGAUUCGAAUGAAAAAGUAACUGUGCCUGAUCAUUCUUCUUUAACUUGUAUUGCUCCUGAAGAAUCAGGAAAUAAUUCUACUGACUUGAAUAAUUCUGUGGAAAUUGUUGAAAAUGAAAAUAAAGAAUCUACAAGUUCUGAGAAUUCAUGUACAAGUGAGACGAAGAGCUUGGAAGUUCUUGAUAAAGCAGCGGAUGAUAUAAAAAUUAAGCAAGAGAAAGAUAAUGAUGGAGAAAGCAAAAGUAAGGAAACUAAUUAUGAUGCUGACAUUGAAAUUAUCAGUGUAACUAGUAAGAAAGUUGAAAAUGACCCAGAUAUUCAAAUCAUAAAUGUAGAUGAAACUGAGUCUAAAUCUGUUGUUUCUGAAUUUCCCAACUAUAAUUCUUGUGAUAGUGAUGUUAGUCUCACAGCAGGAUUUCCAUAUUAUAAUUCUUUAAAAGAAAAAAUUAAUGGAUUUAAAGCUGGUGAAUAUAAACCUGUAAAAUUUCCUCAUACAGGUACUUUACUUCUUGCUGAAAAUGAAGUCAUUAUAGAAAGUCCAUCUCUACUUGUGCCCUUGCUUAUAAAAGAGAGUGAUGAAUUUCCAAAACCAGGAGAAGGAAAAAAAGACAAUGGGGAUAGUUCUACCAUCGUUAAACCAAAUGUGAUUUCCAAGAAAAAUUUCUUUCAGAGUUCAGUUGGGCAAUUUCUUAUAAAUUUAGGUAUGAGUAGGGUUGAAGAAUGGUAUCACAGAGAUAUGAAACGUUCUAAAUUAAAGCAAUUAAAAUCAAAUAAACCAUCUGAAGAGGAUUUAGAAAAGACUGUUGAAUUCCAUGAAAAGCGGCAUAAUGAAUUAAAGGAAAUCAAUGCCGCAUUUAAUUUUCGAAUUCGCCAGUGUAGGCAUUGUAAUUACAAAACUGAAUCUCUAUUAGUUAUGGAUGGCCAUUUAUUGACCCCUCAUUUAAGUCAAAGAAGAGAAUUUAAAUGUAACUUUUGUGUAUUUUUGACUAGAGACCCUGAGCAAAUAAAAUUUCAUUUUGAAGCUAUGCAUGGGAAAAAGGCAAUAAUGGAAGCAGAAAUACCUUUUUAUGAAUGUAUAUUUUGUUCUUUUCAAACGAAUUUAAAAACAAAAAUUAAUGGUCAUAUGAAUCGUUGCCGUAAGCAUUUUAUUCCUUCACAAAAUUUGGCACCUCCUUUUGAUUUUGAAUUUCCAGGUGUUACAACAAAACCAGUCACAAUAGCUGAUGUCAUUGGUCAUAGAAGACUGUUACUCAACUCAGCUUCAGCCAAAAACAGACAACCCAUGUUAGAAGAUGCCAACAGUGCCUAUGCAAGGAAGAAACUUGCAUCUGUAUUAAAUAAAUUAUCAGUUCCAAAUGCUUUUGAUGAUUCCAAAAAUCCCAAUUUGAUGAAACAGUUGAUGAAAAAUCAAACUCAACUACCUCCAAUAUCAGCAGCAUCUAAUAUACAAUUACCUCCUGGUAUUGUAAUAACAAGACCAAGAGGCACACCAAUUCAACAGAUGCAGCCUGUUGUGAGGUAUCCUCAACCAAGAGGAAUUCAAACUAUACGUGGUCAAGUCCCAAGACCUCGUGGGCCUCCAUAUAAUAGCAAUAUUACAUCUGCAGCAUCACAUUUAGCUUCUGCUGGUAUAUCAAUAACACCUGUUUCUAGAACCUCAAUCCUUCCUCGAACCACCCCAGUUGGAAGUAUAAGGAAUGUUACUUUAACGCCAAUUAGCACUGCCUCAAAUCGAACUGUUUCACCAAAGCCUGGACCUCCUCAACCUGUUGCUUUGUUUACAAAUAUGGCUGGAUCUACUGGACUAUUAGGCCAACCACAAGCUCGGUUACCUGUAAAUGUGAACAUAAGACAGUUGAGACCAGCUGCACCUUAUCAGCGACUGAACACUCCUCCGUCUCAAGUUGUUAAAGGUAGUUCCGGCAAUACAUUUGUUGUUUGUGAAAUUUGUGAUGCCUAUAUCAAAGAUCUUGAGGAAUUAAGGACACAUAUGAAUUGGGUACAUAAAGUAAAAAUUCACCCAAAAAUGCUUGUAAGUAGACCCCCUUUGAAUUGUCAAAAAUGUCAGUGGAGGUUUUUCACAGAUCAGGGACUUGAGCGGCAUUUACUUGGUGCUCAUGGUUUGGUUACCACCAAUAUGCAAGAAAUGGCCAACAAAAAUCAAGAUGGUGGAAGAUGUAUCAUAUGUGGUGCUGUGUUUACAUACAAAUUGGUAUCUCACAUGACUCAGGUCCAUAAAGUAACUCUUAAACCUGCUCAUUUGUCUUAUAAAUGUACUGUUUGCACUGCCACUUUUACACUGUAUAGAUUGUUUGAGAGCCAUGUGUAUAAUGUUCAUAGUGGUUCUGCGAAGCGUCCUGCUGAUGAUUCUGCAUCUGAACCUCCAGCUAAAAAGAUUGCAGAUGAUUCUGCUCCAAAGCGUUGUAAAGAAUGUAAUGUUGUUACUGAAAAUAUGCAUGAACAUGUCAUAAAGAAACACAUAAAAAAUUGUUCUGUGAAAUUAUGCCGCAUUGAAAAGUGUAAAAAAUGCUUGUAUUCAUCAGAUGAGAUGAUAUUAAUUCGAAUGUCUGAUUUUGGUAUCGAUGAAGAUGAUAGUGGUGAUGAUUCUGAUUCUUCUGAUGACUCCUCUGAUGAAGAUGAGGACACAAAGACUUGAAGUAGGUUGAUCUGAAAAAUAAAAUCUUUGACACCUAUUAAGACUUUGAUGGAAAAAUGUUGUUAGUAGCUCAGGGUUCUUUUUCCACAAGGUCUAGUUAGAGCUGAAUACUCUUCUUACAAGAAUGUGAGGUUUUAAAAAUGGAUGCAAUUUAAACUGCUAAUGCUUGAGGCAUUUCUUCAUGAUGAUGAAUUUCAUCAUUCAAUUGUAUAUACACUAUCUGAUCUUGCAUCAAGACUUCAUUUUCUAAAUUGCAAACUUUUAAAGAAACAAGAAAUGAUAUUGUGUUCAAAAAAAGAAUGAAUUCAUAUUUACUGUGCAGAUUCCAAUUUGAUCCUUCCUAACCUGUAAAUACCUCAUUAGAUGGCUGACUUGGUAAAUGGAUAUUUUGAGUGUUGGUGGAACUUCUAUUAUUUUCAACUCAUUGCUUCUAUUAUGCAAUUAGUUUUAAAUGAAAUGCAGAUGUAACUUUUCAGGUGUAUAAAAGGUGCCUUUAUUCUUGAAUCUAAAUUUUAAUAUUUCAACCUGCUGCUGAGCAGUUUUGUCUUCACCAUCAUUUAUUGGUGUAAAUAUAUUGAGAAAAAAAGUCCAUUCAGCUUUAUCUAGUUUAUCUUCAUGUAAAUAUGGGAAGUGUUUAUUUUGUUGAAUUGCAAUUUUUAAUAUUUAAUAGAGAAUUUUUUUCUUUCAAAUUUUUAAAUCCAAAAUGGAUUUUAAGUUGUAAUCAGCUAUGCAAGCACAAAAAAAUUCAUACUUUUCUCAGCUCCCUCCCCCUUUUUUUCUUUUUUUUUCUUUUCCCCACCCUGUCAAAAGUUGUAGAAUCAUGUUUCAUUCUUUCAUUAUUUUUGAAGUAGUGCAAGCAUACUAAAAUGUGUUAUUUUGAAACUGAAUUAUGUAGAGGUGCAGUAUCUUAAGCUGCUUGUACAAUAUGUUAUUAGAUUAUGUUUAGAACACCAAAUAUAAUUUAUUUUAAUUUAUAAUAAAAUAUUUAUAGAAAAAUUUUGGGAAGAGUCAUAUUGAAAUAAAUUACAUUGAAACGUU